Molecule: messenger RNA, 753 nt
Organism: Fusarium coffeatum
Lineage: Eukaryota; Fungi; Ascomycota; Sordariomycetes; Hypocreales; Nectriaceae
Exons: 3
Coding region: 1-753 (250 amino acids)
Biological process (GO): polysaccharide catabolic process
Molecular function (GO): cellulase activity
Source: RefSeq, a predicted model, not a curated record
AUGAAGUUUUGCAUCCCACUGACCGCAUUUGUCGCUACCCUCGCGGCAGCGACACCAACCUCUCCUUCCAAGACAAUCGAGAAGCGAGCCACAACCUGGUGUGAUGCUUUCGGUUCUGUUGCUACUCAGGGUUACACCUUUUACCACAACAACUGGGGAAAGGGUGACGCUACUUCAGGCUCUCAGUGCACAACCUUGAACUCUGUCAACAAUAAGAACUUUGCUUGGACUUCUACCUGGUCGUGGGCUGGGGGCCCAACCAAGGUUAAGUCUUACUCCAAUGUCGCACUUGAGAAGAUCAACAAAAAGAUCUCUGAUAUCAAGUCGAUCCCUACAACAUGGACCUGGCGAUACACUGGUACUGGCAUGGUUUCAGAUGUCUCCUAUGAUCUUUGGCUUGCGCCCUCUGUGGGAGCCGCUAACAAGUACGAGAUCAUGAUCUGGCUUGGAUCUUAUGGUGGCGCUGGGCCUAUCUCUGAACAGAACAAACCUGCUAUCGCAAAGCCUACUAUUGCCGGUACUACCUGGAGCCUGUUUAAGGGUCCUAACGGGGACACGACUGUCUUUUCUUUUGUCGCACCCUCUACCAUUGGCAAUUUCAAAGCUGAUCUACUCCCCUUCCUGACUUACUUGACGAAGAACCAGGGCGUUCCUAGCAGUUAUGUUGCCACCAGCUUCCAAGCCGGCACCGAGCCCUUCAUUGGCUCUAACUGCGUCUUUAAAACCUCUGCUUAUACUCUAUCUGUCAAUUAG